Molecule: messenger RNA, 240 nt
Organism: Entrophospora sp. SA101
Lineage: Eukaryota; Fungi; Glomeromycota; Glomeromycetes; Entrophosporales; Entrophosporaceae
Source: the annotation of a GenBank genome assembly
AUGGAUGAUAGGGGAUUACAAUUAUUUGAUGAAAUUACACACCUUGAAGAAUAUUAUCUAGCUAAUGCAAAAAUCCAAGGAACGAGGCAGAUUGUAUUGUUGGUCACAUUAAUAUUAAAGAUAAUGGUUUGGUCAUUGGACUUGGGUCAGGUUCAUUAUUUGGAGAUUCUGCUAAAGAUGGAAUGGACUUUAUCAAAAAAGAUUCAAAAUCAAUCUAUGAAUCCUGAUGAUUGGUAUUGA